Molecule: messenger RNA, 1608 nt
Organism: Colletotrichum truncatum
Lineage: Eukaryota; Fungi; Ascomycota; Sordariomycetes; Glomerellales; Glomerellaceae
Source: RefSeq, a predicted model, not a curated record
AUGAAUUACAACGAUCAAUGGGUUCCAGGUAAUUUGACCUGGGACCAGCUCAACUUUCAUAGCAAUUGCACAGCAUGGGGACAAUGGCUGGGUGCGUUGGUCCAACCAGAUCCAUGGCAACCAAGUCAAACUCGCGGAAACAGCUUGGAGCUAUCAGCCGCGCUGUUCUUCUACUCAGUACCCAAGCAUAGCCUUCAGGCCGACCAGUUGUCCACAUUAUAUGUCGAGAUUGCCUCUUGGUUCACAUACAAUAUGGCGCACACACCGGUACCGGCGGGCGAGGCCUUUCCCGACUAUUGGCUCUUCAGCCCGAACUUCACAUCGCUCGUGAUCAACGAUCCGAAACAAAAGUGUGCAGCCGAGUACUGCAAGGCUGCUGGAUAUACGGGAAGCCAAGAUCUCUCUGGCAUCGGAGUAGUGGUAUCAUAUUUCCUCGAAGCCCUUCUCGGGACUAUGUAUCUCAUUGCCUUUACAAUCCACCAAACCAUCCUAUAUUUCAAGAAGAACAAGCCGAAAAAGUCUCGCCCGCAACAAGCGCAAACAGUCAGCGAUCGGAUUCUUGAUUCCUUCCGUGGAUCGCUAGACAUGUUUCUAGGCGGCGCCAUGCUCAUUGCCGUCGCAAUGCUUGGAGCCGCGCUAUACUCAAGCAUAACUCAGGGUGAAGAAAAGCGUAAAACGAACCCGGACCUACCGUCUGGCGAAGCGGUCUACGAAAUGCCUCUGUCGCUCAUCGCAUCCAACUUUUCCGUCUUCCCAGUCAUGCUUCUCUAUGCUUUAGUGAAGCACGAGGGUCAUCGCAAGUGGUUGCAUCGGUCGGUCCUCUUGAUUCUCUGGGGCCUCAGCGCUUCCGUUGUCUUCCUUGCGCCGAGAGCCGAGAUCGACUAUGACGAGCGUAAGAGCGGCCGCAGAAAUUUCGACUGCGAUCAAAGAGGUUCUCAGUACUGGCAGGUCGUCAAAGCCACGCAAUUCCUAGUUAUUGCAUUGCCUCUCCUGUGGCUCGUCAUAACGCUGUUUCUCACUACUGGCUUCAAGAUACCCGGUAUGGUCGACAAGCCGUGGGUCAAGACCUGGAGAGGAAUCUGGCGUCUUCUAAUCGCCUGGAUCAAUCUUUUCCUCAUGUGGGGAAUUCUGGCCUACUUUGCGCAUUUCCGGCAAAAGAUCAUCGAUACUGCAGGCGGCCUUGACAAGAACGACGAAUGGACUUUUGGUCAGGUUCUAGCCCUAGCUGCUUGGGUCCCUGUAGUAGCAGAGUUAUUCUAUAUUUUGGCUUUCGGGUUGGAGGACAGUCUAUCGGGUCACAUGCCUUCAGAUUAUCACGCAUCGAAUGUCAAGAACACGGCUCAAGCAUACACGACGAUAGGAGCUCCUCUUCUCCAGACUGAUUCCACGCAUACGCAAAAUGUAAACCAGAGUUCUGCAUACAAUAUGGAAUCGAUGUACGACUUGAAGAUCAUUCCGACGACUACAUCAUCUGCAGUAGUCACAACUCCUCCUGAGACUUCGUCAAACCUUGCCUGGAACGAUCCUAGCUAUCUGCCAUUUCAGCAACAGCAGCCUCAUGUCCAGAGGCACCAGUCAUGGGACCCGUAUUAUCAUACUGGAUGGUGA